This is a messenger RNA of Dunckerocampus dactyliophorus (ringed pipefish), 2461 nucleotides long. It is a transcript of the gene inhbab, whose product is annotated as inhibin subunit beta Ab. Lineage: Eukaryota; Metazoa; Chordata; Actinopteri; Syngnathiformes; Syngnathidae. The transcript is spliced from 2 exons. Gene Ontology annotation, biological process: BMP signaling pathway; SMAD protein signal transduction. Gene Ontology annotation, cellular component: extracellular region. The coding region runs from base 676 to 1839 and encodes 387 amino acids. Gene Ontology annotation, molecular function: growth factor activity; cytokine activity. The record is from RefSeq and is a predicted model, not a curated record.
GCAAUGAAUAAUUAAAUCUUGAUCUUAAUAUUGUUUGCCAGCAGCAAUGCAUUUUAGUCCAACUCUUGAGUCACACAUGAAGAUGAGGUGAAGUGCUGUGAUGUAACACUUGAAUCCCACCAGUAGAGGGUGUGUGUGUGUGUUUGCGUGCGUGUGAGUGUGUGUGCUUGUGUGAUCCAUCUGCUACAACUUUUCUUUCUAAAAAUUCAUUUCACACCAACGGAGUCUCUCCUCCACGUGAGGUGUUGAUGAUGAUGUUCUGACUCACGAUUGUGUUCGUGUGUUCAUGUGUGUAUGCGUGUGUGUGCGUGUGUUUGAGUGAGUGGCAUGAAUGAAUCAGGGACACAUCGUGGUCCUCCUCCUCUGUCGUGACAUUCAUUGAGGAGAAAGUGUGUGUGAUGUCACUGACUCAGAGGGAAAUUCCUCAGCGGAUGGAGGGCGGGAUCAAAUGGACGCAGGAGUAUAAUUAGCGUAUCUGAGCGCAGAGGCACACAAGACCCUAAGAGGAGACAAGAACCAGGCUUGACAUAAAACCUCAGCUUGAGGCUUAGAGCCGAAACAUCCCCACAGAGACGGACGUGACCUGGAUGGGAGCAGAUCAUCAGUCACCUCGAGACUGUAGACUUAAUUAGCAGUGACUAGUCUGGAGGACCUGUUGGACUGUAGCAGAUCAUCAUGUCUUCAGCUUCUCUUCUCACUGCGCUUUUCACCCUGACCAUCAUGAUGGAUUCUUCGGCGGCCGGAUCACUGGUCCCACAGUCAGAAGUACCUCUGGGUCUCCAUCGGGGGGCGAUGUCCUCCGACUGUCCGUCCUGCACCCUAGCCCAUGUGAGGAAGAACUCGUCUUCAUUUGGCGGGUCCAGCGACAUGGUGGACGCGGUGAAACGUCACAUUCUCAACAUGCUGCACCUUAGCGCACGACCCAACCUGACCCAGCCAGUUCCUCGGGCCGCUCUUCUCAACGCCAUCAAGAAGCUACAUGUUGGCCGUGUGGCUAGUGACGGCAGCGUGGACAUCCAAGGUGAGGGCAAGGAUCCCGAGGCCUCAUUGCCAUCCGAGGUCAUCACCUUCGCAGAGCCGGGAGACUCGCUGGACACCUUAAACUUCGACCUUUCCAAGGAAGGAAGCAGAGGGGCGGUGGUGGAGCAAGCGAACGUUUGGAUCUUCUUGAAGUUGUCCAAGGGAAAUCGGGCCAAAGGCAAAGUGAAGCUGCAGCUUCAUAAUGCGGACGGAGAAACGUGCAUUUCAGAAAAAUUGGUGGACACGCGUCGCAGCGGCUGGCACACUCUUGCCAUCCCGCGUUCAGUUCAGUCCACACUGGACAGAGGAGACAGCAGACUUCGUCUUCGACUGUCCUGUCCGCUGUGCGCCGAGGAUGGCGCCGCGCCUGUCCUGCUCCCUCCUGCCAGCGAGCAAACCAAAGAGCAAUCCCACCGACCUUUCCUUAUGGUCGCGCUACGAACCAGAGAGGAAGUCGCUCGGCGUCGCAGCACUCGAAGUUUGGAGUGUGACGGCAAAAUUGGCACGUGCUGCAAACAACAGUUUUAUGUAAGUUUUAAAGACAUCGGUUGGAGCGACUGGAUUAUCGCACCAUCUGGUUACCAUGCCAACUACUGUGAAGGAGACUGUCCGAACCACAUGGCAAGCAUUGGUGGCUCCUUCCACUCCACCAUCAUCAACCAGUACCGCAUGAGGGGCUAUGGCCCACUCCAGAACAUCAAGUCAUGCUGCGUGCCCACACAACUGCGGGCUAUGUCUAUGCUAUACUACGACGCCGAGCAGAAGAUCGUGAAAAAAGACGUACACAACAUGAUCGUAGAGCAAUGUGGAUGCUCAUGAAAAGAUGCCUCGUCAGCACUUUGCAGGUCAAAUGUACAAUUUGAUCAAAUAUAUAUGUUGGCUGGACAAAAGUCUUUUAUUUGACUCUUUUCCACAUUGGAAAGAAAAAGUAGGAGACUGACAAGCCUGAUGGCAAUUAUGACAUUAUUACAUUUUAUUUCUACUUUGUGUCAAAGUGUCUUUGGCUUUGUUUGAAGGACAGAUGGUCAAUGGACACAUGAUGAUCGACUAUAUUGGGUUUGAAACUGGAAUGUGAUGUUUCAGUUCAGAAGAAGCUAAACGUUGACUUGUGAGGGACGUUGAAAUGUUUUUUUAAGAAGACGACAGAAGUUUCAAUGGUAAUUGUAAAUAAUUAAAGAUGAUUUCUUUAUUUCAUGUGUGCCUUGUGAUUGACAAGAAGCGGAUGCGUCGGUCAGUUAAAACUUUGCAGGCUGAGAAGAAGCUGGCCAGCCAAAAUUGGUUACCAUGGCAACGAUGUGUUUGUUCACUGACCUACAAACUCAUGGCUGAGUCGACAUGUUGAUUUAAGAAACACAAAGAUGGCAACAAUGCAUUGUGGGUACUGGAGCAUGUUGCACUCACAAAAGAGUCUACAAUCCACACUCUAAGAGAAAAAUGUUGA